This is a messenger RNA of Didymella exigua CBS 183.55, 312 nucleotides long. RefSeq lists its product as uncharacterized. The transcript is spliced from 2 exons. The coding region runs from base 1 to 312 and encodes 103 amino acids. The record is from RefSeq and is a predicted model, not a curated record. Lineage: Eukaryota; Fungi; Ascomycota; Dothideomycetes; Pleosporales; Didymellaceae.
AUGGUUUCAGAAACCGACACGCUGUUUAUGUUCCUCGCCCUUUACCUCACGACCCUCUUCUCUCUCGAUGCAUGGGCUGCUGCCCGAAACUCUCCGCACCGCGCUCCGGGCAACAGCGCGCUCUACCGCCCUGCGAGCACGACGCCCGCGCCCGAAACUUACCAGGGCGGCAUGCAUGGCCGCGGCAAUGCUGGACCAGGGAGCGGAGCAAGUGGAAACGGCGACAAUGUUGGAAGGGUGCCACAAGCGAGAGACUCAAGACCACCCAUGAAGCUGUGGGGAACCGCAGCUUGCGGUGCUUGCAUGACUUGA